Molecule: messenger RNA, 2445 nt
Organism: Malaya genurostris
Lineage: Eukaryota; Metazoa; Arthropoda; Insecta; Diptera; Culicidae
Product: zinc finger protein 714-like
Exons: 2
Coding region: 68-1570 (500 amino acids)
Biological process (GO): regulation of transcription by RNA polymerase II
Cellular component (GO): nucleus
Molecular function (GO): DNA-binding transcription factor activity, RNA polymerase II-specific; zinc ion binding; RNA polymerase II transcription regulatory region sequence-specific DNA binding
Source: RefSeq, a predicted model, not a curated record
AAAAAACCUAUAGAAUUUUCAUAUUUUUACAUCUAUGUGAAUAAUAAGCAGAUAAUUGCUUGAAACUAUGGAUAAAUCCAAAGAAAUCUGUCGAUUUUGUCUCAAAUCUUCCGGAAUUUCUGGCAGUACAUCAGUCAACGAUGCUGAUUUUCGUUUGAAAUGUAUGGUUGUGUUCCAUUUUAUUAUAACUGAAGAUGAAUUAUUACCCGCUAUCGUAUGUUCGAGCUGUCGAAGCAAAGUAAUCGAGUUCUACGACUAUCAUGAAACAGUUCGGGUCAACCAAAUUCAUUUAACAAGUGAGACUAUCGGUGACAAGGAAGACAAGAAUGAAAGGCUUGAGGAUGUAAACAUAAAACAGGAAUUUCCAAACUUCGAAAACAAUGAACUCAAUAGCGUGGUUUGGAUAGGGGAACGGGAAAUAGACUAUGAUGCCGAAGAUGUUAAGCAAGAAUCUUCCGAGACUGUACUUGAAUUUAAAGUAGAACUGAACGAUUCAGAUACUAGUACAAGUUGUAAAAAAGCCGACACUCAAAUUAGGCGCAGUGUUAAACUGAAAACAUCUAAACGAAUCGAUGAGCAUAAACAGAAUCGUAAAUCGAAAAGUCAAGAAGAGAGAGUGAAGAGAUACGAUGAUGAGAAUCGAAAAAUUUCUGAAUUUUUCAAAAUGACUUGUGAGUACUGCCCGGAGAUUGCAGAAACUUUUGGUCGAUUACAGACGCAUUGUCGAAAUGUUCACAAUCAAAAAGCAGGAGUAAAAUGCUGUGAUCGAAUUUUCUAUGUUAAAUCCAGAAUAAUUGAACACAUAAAUUCCCAUCAAAAUCCGAAACGAUUUCAUUGCGAAAUUUGUCAAAAAUAUUAUCACAGUAAAGAGUAUCUCGCGUUACACAAUCUAAAGAAGCACAGCAAAAUCGAGGAUAAACCCUUCAAUUGUGACAAAUGUGACAAAAGUUUUUCAAAAGCGGGACUAUUAAACGCACAUAUGAAAGCUCAUAUUCAAAUUAAAUGCACUGUUUGUCACCGAAUGCUGGCUAGUAAAUCUCUGAAAAUGCAUAUGCUAAGGCAUACAGGAAACAUGAAAUACGUUUGUGAUACAUGCGGCAAAGAAUUCCGUAGCAAAAUAACAUUGGAGCAGCACAUAAAACGUCACAUGGGUAUUGACGACCGACUGCAAUGUCACAUCUGCAGUCGUUGGAUAUUGGGAAAACGCUAUCUAAAGGUUCACAUGAAAACGGUUCAUUGUGACAAAAAUCAGGAAAUUGCUUGUAACAUAUGCUUCCUGAAGUAUCCGAAUGAGCGAUCGCUAAGUGUCCACAAGGGUCGAGUUCAUGUGGAGAAAAAAUUCGAAUGCGAAUUUUGUGGAAAAAAAUUCAAACGAAGUAUCAACUGUAAGGAGCACCGAGCAUCGCAUACCGGGGAAGUGCUGUACACUUGCAAUGUAUGCGGCAUGACCUGUAAUUCGAACGGAAAUCUGUAUUCGCAUAAGAAAAACAAACAUCCAGAGGAAUGGAUGGAAGCAAAGAAGAAAGCUUUCGCGGCUACCUACGGGCAAAAGAUUGGGGACCAUCCAUAAAUCGAAAUUUGAUACUUCGAGCUGCUGCGAGUCCGCUCGCAGUUUUUUUUUUUACAAAUAGUCAUUUCAGUUACGCAGUUCUAGAAUCUAUAUUCAUGUGAUUUUUCUUAAUACAUUUAUUUUAUAUACAAGACUAAACAAAGGCGGUCCAUAUUUUAUGUAAAAAUAAAAUCGAUGUCCCUCGGUUUCAACUUGUACGGCACUCAGUUUGUAACUGGACCGCCUGAACGUGCUUCCGAGGGGUGUAAGCGGGUGAUUUAUGCGCCACUCUCGAUGAGAGACCACCCGCCAGAUGUGUGGCUGCCCGGCCUUUUGAGACUUCUCGGGAGAAGGUUCCGGUUUCCCUCUUUGUAGGGUGGAAGCAAGCUAGUCGACCAAAAGCGCGUCCGAGUCGCGCGUGUCAUACAAACUACGGCACGUCCGAAAUGUUCAAUGCGAUCUCAGUCCGAAAACGAUAUUCUCACACGGUCGUAAUCAUCAUGGGCAAAGUCUAACUUCCCAAAUUAACCAAUCUGCAGGAAACUUGAGAGUGGUUCCGGUAGGUUUCAGGGCCAACCUCCCCAGUAAAAACAAAAUACAACAAAAAACUACAAACGAGACGGAACUCUGGACUUGAAAAGCUUCAUCAAUCUGAAAAUUGGAGAACUACAUCAAAUCACAAAAAAAAGGUUUUUACAAAAUCACAAAUCCAACAUUUAUUGGCCUUUAUCGGUUUUCCCGGUCAUGUUCUCUGUUCACUCUAUUCUGUGCUAGCUAGCUAUUUCCAUUCGUUCACCUUUCCCUCAUCUAUCCUAACUGGCGAUUUUUUUAUUGUCUGCGGUGCGUGCUUUCGGUGUUCAUUGUUCACCUCACUUGCCUCUUAUCUCAUGUGCAAA